UCUUUCUCCAGGGCAGCCGAGCAGGAAGCCGGGCGGGAGCGCGGUUGCCCCGAUCUAGAGUGGCGGCGGCGAGGAGGAGGAAGAAGAGGAAGGUGGCGGCGGCGGCUAUCAGGGUUGAUGAGCCGGAGCGCUGGCCGGCCCGGAAAGAGAACGCAGCCUCCGGGCAGGAAGGCGAUGCCUUGAAGGGAAAGGAUCUACAAGGUUGACGAGGAAUCGGAAGCCAGCAUGAGGGAGAUCAAUUGGAUCCACCAGAAAUCCCCAGAUCUUCUCCCACCGCAUGUUCACUGAAGGGCGCUCCCCCUCCCCCCAGCCAUGGAGGACAAGCGCAACAUCCAGAUCAUCGAGUGGGAAGACCUGGACAAGAAGAAGUUCUACGUCUUCGGGGUGUGUAUGACGAUGAUGAUCCGCAUCAGCGUCUACCCGUUCACCCUCAUACGGACGCGGCUGCAGGUCCAGCUGGGGAAGAGCCUCUACAACGGGACCUUCGACGCCUUCGUCAAGAUCCUGCGGGCCGAAGGGGCGGCCGGGCUCUACCGCGGCUUCCUGGUCAACACCUUCACCCUCAUCUCCGGCCAGUGCUAUGUGACCACCUAUGAGCUGACCCGCAAGUACGUCUCCCAGUACAGCAGCAGCAACACCAUCAAGUCCCUGGUGGCCGGCGGCUCGGCCUCCCUGGUGGCCCAGAGCAUCACGGUGCCCAUUGACGUGGUCUCCCAGCACCUGAUGAUGCAGCGAAUGGACAACAGCAUGGGCCGCUUCCGCGUGCAGGCCCACCAGGGCAGCCGGUUCCCCGUGUUCGGCCAGACCCGGGACAUCAUCGCCCAGAUCUUCAAGGCCGACGGGCUGAGGGGCUUCUACAGGGGCUACGUGGCCUCCCUCCUGACCUACAUUCCCAACAGCGCCGCCUGGUGGCCCUUCUACCACUUCUAUGCAGAACAGCUCUCCAGCAUGAGCCCCAAGGACUGCCCCCACCUGCUCCUCCAAGCCAUCUCCGGCCCCAUGGCGGCUGCCACCGCUUCCACCCUCACCAACCCCAUGGACGUCAUCCGGGCGCGUGUGCAGGUGGGGGGCAAGAACUCCAUCAUCCUGACCUUCAAGCAGCUGAUGGCUGAGGAGGGUCCCUGGGGGCUCACCAAGGGCCUUUCCGCUCGCAUCAUCUCGGCCACCCCCUCUACCAUCGUCAUCGUGGUGGGCUACGAGACCCUGAAGAAGCUGAGCCUGCGGCCGGAGCUGGUCGACUCCCGGCACUGGUAGGGCGCCUGGGCGAGAGAGGCUUCGGUUUCGGAGACCCCCCCCCUGGACGGUUGGGAAGAAUCGCCGGAAAGCAGGACACGACUGGCCGAUCCCUGCCACCGACUUUGCCCCCAAACCCCCAGGGUCAGCCCGGGACCUCCGCGCGUCCUGAAAAAUGGCGUAAGACUUCCUGGCUACUAAACUUGGCACCGCUUAGUGUCCCUUUUUAUUUUUAUUUUUUAAGGAUGUCGGUUGAAGCGAAGCCGGUUUUUUUUCUUCUCCAGGGGGAUUUGGAUUUUUAUUUUUUUUGUAUUUUGCCAGAAUUCCUGCAUUAUUGGGAGACUCACUUUCCCCUCACUUUCCCUGCUGCUUGGAAAGGAUCAUCCGGGUGCAGCCACACAAUAAACACACACACACACAGAGACCCUGUGUUGGAAAGCAGUCCAGAAAAUCCUUCGCCUUCUGAUGCUUCUGAAAAGGUGUUUUUUUUUUUUUUAACCGAAUAUUUGGAGAGGAGGGGAUGCACCAACCCCCCCAACCCCCGGAGUUAUUUUUAUAGUCUUUCUUCCAGAACUCAAUGUGAUGUGUACAUAGAGAUUUUCCUCCUCUUAUUUUGUAUAAACUUGGAAGCUGUCUUUCUGAUCUUCCCUCUCCGAAGUGUAGGAUUUUUGUUUAUAUGUUUCUAAUUGUGUCAAUGGUGAUUGAAGGGAAGCGCCCUUCUUGUCUGUACAGUCCUGGUGCCCAACUGCGUGCGUGUGUGUGUGUGUGUGUGUGAGAGAGAGAGAGAACCUGGGGAGGGGGAUUAAACCCCACCCAGGGAGAGGGAGAGAGAGGUGCACUUAUUCUCCAGGGUUUCUCCCAUGUGAGCGUAGACAAAAUAAUAAUCAGAUCCCUGUUGUGUCCAUCACAUCCGUACCCUCUGCACACAGAGAAGUGGGAUGGUUGUUUAUUUGGGGGAGGCUUCAGUUGAAAGGCAAGGCUGGAGAAAAAAGAGGAUAAUGCUAUUUUUGAUCUUUGUGGAAGUGGGACUGAAUCACUGAAUGAAUAUUUCAUUAACGGGGAGGACGGGGUAGGGAAGGAAGGAAGGAAGGGAUCGGAUUUUCUUGGGAGGAGAAGGCUAAUUCUGAACGCAGAGCAUUGGACUAAGCCAGCUGGGCUCCGAAAUCCAGCCUAAAACCGGUGCAGACCAAGGAGAAAGGAGGGGUCCCACCUCCCAGGCCCCAGCAGCGUUGAUGGACUCCGUCCUGCCGCCUGGCCACCAUUUUUCCACUGCUGAUUUGCUGGUGCUGGUUUGGGGGGGAUUCUUCCCCCGAGCUGCUCUUUGCCCCAAAUGCGGCUGCAGAGACCUUAUAAGGCAGAGGGAGAAGCUGCAGUUCCUAGGCUGCAAGUAAACUCGCCUGCUUUAAAAAGUAAGUAUUUGGUGGUGGUGGUGGUGGUGGGGUUUGGAGCAAUGCUAGUGUGAGGUGUUAUUCUCUGCACUUACUUUUCUCCAAGCUAGCAGCUUCUUAACAUCAAACAGGGUUUAUAGCUGGCCUAAUCAUGGGCUGCAUAGGGACCUCUAAACACUUAAACACAGGGGGCCUUAAGCUGCCUGGGGAAUGCUGGGAGUUGAAGUCUGCGUAUUUUAAAGUUGCCCAGUCCUUGAACGGUCCUUCUAGGUGAAUGGUUUACAGACCCAGCAAUUUAAGAUUUGCGGACUUCAACUCCCAGAAUUCCUCAGCUCUUCUAGGCAGGAACCCCUGUCCUUAGGUAGACAAAACGUAUGUCGGGGAGCAGAGGGCCAGCACGCCAAAGCUACCUGCCAGCCACUCCACCAGACUUUCUUCUAUGGAAACCACCCCCUCCCCAAAUUCAAGCACGUUGGCCUCUCUUUCCCCUUAAAGCAGAGUUUCUCCACCUCCUUGAGACGGGUGGGCUUCAACCCCCCAGCUGGCUGAGGAAUUCUGGGAGUCGAAGUCCACCCAUUUCAAAGUGGCUGAGGGUGAGAAACACUGGGAAAGGGUGAUGGGAAGGAGAGCCUGUUGGCAAUUCCUGUAGGGCUGGGGAUUUGUUGGGGGGGUGUGGUGGUUCCUCUUAAGUGUACAUCUCAUGGUCCCCAAACCAGCCCUCGGCAGAAGCUACCCUGGGCCUGCACAAUUUUUAGUCCUUCCUAGCUUGGCCCAGCUUAGUUUCUUUCGGAGGUCCUAAGAUUUCUCGCUCUUCGUUUAUUUUCUCCAGAGGUGCCACAUCAGCAGCUUGAAUGGGUGCUUCAAGCUCAGCCUGGACGAAGGUAUCCGGGGGUUGCUGAUGGCCUUUGGUGGAAGUGGGCAGAAGAGACCCCCUCCCAAUCCACAGAGGACCUCGCAACUCUAUCGCAGUGGUUCCCAAACUUGGCAACUUUAAGACUUGUGGAGCAGAGCUGGCUGGAGAAUUCUGGGAGUUAAAGUCCACAAGUCUUAAAGUUGCCCAGUUUGGGAACCACUGCUCUAUCCCAAAAGCAGUUGUGCCAUAGCCAAGAAAUAGGGUAAAUUUGGUUGAACAUAAAGUGAAACACUCUCCCUCUGCCCCCCCCCCCAAAACCCCAACCUCCUUUGAGCUGCUGAAAAAUAAUCUGUAAAUCUGAUCCAGGCUGUCCCCCCUCCCACCUCCCCUGUUUUCCUGAUAAUACCAAGAUUGUGAGGAUGGGCUACCUCUAAGUGUUGAUGUACAAGGCUCUCUGCCAAAUGAAACGGCUCGUGAGAAGAGGGGCUGGAGGUCAGUUGCCCGCCCCCUCUCCCCCCCCUCCCCUUGCAGCCGAAUCGUGAAAAAUGCUUUACCCGAUGUGCUUUUUCCUGGUGAGCUUACUGGACAUUUAGCGCUAUUCCAAGCAUAACUACUGAACUGAGAUUCCAUUCCAUUUCUUUAGCCAGGGCAAUUAUUUCUCGGGCAUGUCAAGUUUCCCGCUGGGUGGAUCUCCCAUCCCAGACAUAGAUAGGGGAGAAAGCACAGCUGGCUGGGGAUUCUGGGAAUCGAAGGU
This is a messenger RNA of Thamnophis elegans (Western terrestrial garter snake), 4228 nucleotides long. RefSeq names its product solute carrier family 25 member 44 (gene SLC25A44). The transcript has 5 exons. Gene Ontology annotation, molecular function: branched-chain amino acid transmembrane transporter activity. Gene Ontology annotation, biological process: branched-chain amino acid catabolic process. Gene Ontology annotation, cellular component: mitochondrion. Lineage: Eukaryota; Metazoa; Chordata; Lepidosauria; Squamata; Natricidae. The coding region runs from base 313 to 1254 and encodes 313 amino acids. The record is from RefSeq and is a predicted model, not a curated record.